CAUCUUUCAUUCAUUAUUCUAGUUUUCCGCUCUCAUCACUCACUCCUCCUUCAUAAGGAAAUUAGGGUUUUGAGGGGUCUCUCGUUUCGUCCUACCCGAUCAGCCAUGGGAGGAGGCAACGGCCAAAAGGCAAAGAUGGCUCGCGAGAGGAACCUCGAGAAGCAGAAGGGCGGCAAAGGAAGCCAGCUUGAAACAAACAAGAAAGCCAUGUCGAUCCAGUGCAAAGUGUGCAUGCAAACAUUUAUCUGCACCACAUCAGAAGUGAAGUGCAAGGAGCAUGCUGAGGCCAGACACCCAAAAUCUGAUCUCUUCACUUGUUUUCCUCAUCUUAAGCCCUAAACUUUAGGGGAAAGUGUGUCGAUACACUAUAUCAUAUUAUAUGGAUCAUGGCUUUUAUAUAAAAAAUGUGUCUAUGUUUGUCUUUGUGGUUAGAAAAAGACGAGGGAUUUGUAUGUUUUCCUGUGGAAGUGCAAAGAAACUGUUAAUUUUCUCUUGUCAAAGUGUAACUGUUUAAUGGUCAUUAGUGUUAAUAUUGUGUUAAAAAAUCGUGGUAUUAAAUAAAGUGCUUGCUUAUAUCAGUACUUAAA
Vicia villosa (hairy vetch) is the source of this 587-nucleotide messenger RNA. RefSeq lists its product as uncharacterized. The transcript is spliced from 3 exons. Bases 106 to 339 code for a protein of 77 amino acids. Lineage: Eukaryota; Viridiplantae; Streptophyta; Magnoliopsida; Fabales; Fabaceae. The record is from RefSeq and is a predicted model, not a curated record.